AUGAUAAUUAUUGUAGACUUUAAUAAUGUUUUGUUGUCUUCUGACUUCAACAUCAAAAGCCUCAAAAGUGACAGAUUUCGUAUAAAGUUACAAUCGUUCCAAAACGUAAUAGUUCGUUUUUUGUUUUCAGUAUGUAGUUUCGUAGUACACAAACGUUGCCAUGAGUACGUCACAUUCACGUGUCCUGGAGUGGAUAAAGGACCAGAUUCAGAUGACACCCGAACGCGUCACAACUUUAAGGUGCAUACAUAUUCAUCACCUACAUUUUGUGACCACUGCGGUUCACUCUUAUAUGGAGUCAUACACCAGGGGAUGAAAUGUUCAGCAUGUGAUAUGAAUGUGCAUAAAAGAUGCGUCGAGAGUGUUCCAAACUUGUGUGGAUGUGAUCAUACGGAGAGGAGGGGAAGAAUUCAGCUAAAAAUCACUUGCACAGGAAGCAAACUGGUUGUUGAAGUCAAGGAAGGAAGAAACAUGAUUCCAAUGGAUCCGAACGGACUCAGUGACCCAUACGUCAAGUUGAAGCUGAUACCAGACACUGAUGGAGUGAAAAAGAAAACCAAGACUAUCAAAGCUAGCUUAAAUCCCAUCUGGAAUGAGACAAUCACUUUUGAACUAAAACCAGAAGAUAAGGACAGACGCCUUUUGAUAGAGGUUUGGGACUGGGAUCGAACCUCGCGAAAUGACUUCAUGGGCUCUCUAUCGUUCGGAAUUUCGGAAAUUGUGAAAUCACCGGCAGACGGUUGGUUCAAACUGCUAACGCAGGAAGAAGGAGAAUUCUACAAUGUGCCAGUACCGGAAGAAGGUGUUGAUUUGGUUGUGCUUAAGACACAACAGCAAAGAUCACUCAAAUUCCAGAAAGCCUCAAUCACCAAAAAACCAUCUCUUCAAAUGUCAGACAAGGACGUGCCCCAUAACAUGGGCAAAAAGGAUAUAAUCAGAGCCAGCGAUUUCAAUUUCCUCAUGGUUCUGGGCAAGGGCUCCUUUGGUAAGGUAAUGUUAGCUGAGAGGAAGGGUACCGAUGAGUUGUAUGCAAUUAAGAUACUGAAGAAAGAUAUUAUAAUUCAGGAUGAUGAUGUGGAAUGCACUAUGGUGGAGAAAAGAGUACUGGCACUGUCCAGUAAACCGCCGUUUCUGGUACAGUUGCAUUCCUGCUUUCAAACUAUGGACCGUCUCUAUUUCGUUAUGGAAUACGUGAACGGAGGUGAUCUGAUGUUCCAAAUCCAACAGUGUGGCAAGUUUAAGGAACCAGUCGCUGUGUUUUACUCGGCUGAAAUUGCCAUCGGACUGUUCUAUCUGCACGCCAGAGGCAUCGUUUACAGAGACCUGAAGCUGGACAACGUCCUGCUGGAUCAAGAUGGACAUAUCAAAAUAGCUGACUUUGGAAUGUGCAAGGAAGGGAUUACAGGAGAAAAGACUACCAAGACUUUUUGUGGAACACCGGACUAUAUUGCACCAGAGAUUAUCUUGUACCAACCGUACGGCAAAUCAGUAGAUUGGUGGGCAUAUGGGGUACUGCUAUACGAAAUGUUGAUUGGCCAACCUCCUUUUGAUGGAGAAGAUGAGGAAGAACUGUUUGCUGCCAUUACAGAUCACAACGUCAGCUAUCCAAAAGGUCUUUCCAAAGAGGCUAAAGAUGUGUGUAAAGGGCUAUUAACAAAGAAUCCAACGAAGCGACUAGGUUGUGGGCCAAGAGGUGAAGAGGACAUAAGGAUCCAUCCCUUCUUUAGGCGGAUCGACUGGGACAAAAUUGAAGCCAGAGAAGUUCAGCCGCCAUUUAAACCAAAGAUUAAACAUCGGAAGGACGUGAGCAACUUUGACAAGCAGUUCACGUCAGAAAAGACGGAUCUCACGCCGACUGAUAAGCUAUUCAUGAUGAACUUGGAUCAAACGGAGUUUAUGGGCUUCUCAUUCCUUAAUCCGGAAUUUGUACAGCACGUGUAAAGCGAGUCUUGCCAAGUCAAUGGAAAAUCGUUCUCCAUUUGCAAUUCGGUCAAAUGACGAAUCUUGUUGUUCGACUUUUAAUAAUAUUUACAUAUCUUCAAGAAAAGAUCUUUGAUUAUAAUAUGGGUCUGUUUCACCAAAUUGAAGUAUCCAUUUUGUAUAUUACAAACUUAUGUACUCACAACGUUCUUUUUUUUUGGAAUGUGGUUUGGUGUUAGAAUCAUAUACUCAAUACAUUAGAAAACGCAGUUUUUCUAUAGAUUGUUAUUUUUCCCUUGAAUCAUGAAGUAUGCUGGACAAAGUGGUGUAGACUAAUCUAUAUAAAGGGUGUUCAAUAAGUACCACGACAAACUUGAGGAGAAGGUAGGCUAUGGACUGGCCUCCCAAAUAACAAAAACUUACCUAUAUAAAAGUGUAACCGUUUUUGAGAUAUUGAAUUUUUUCUUAAAUUUAAAAAAAAAACGAACCUUUUCAUCUGUGGUCUUUAGCUGCAUGUACAAAUGAGGUUAUACUUUGUUCAUUUUUUAUAUAAAAUACUUCUAGAUAGUUAUCAUAUAGUUAUCAUAUACAAAUGCAAUGUAGUUAAAAGAUGUUAAGGAACCAUGAUCAAAUAAGGACUGUUUUGGGAUUUUUAACCUUCUGAUAUUUUUUCCUCAACUUCGACCGUCUGUGGUGAAACAAAAAUGUACUGUGCUAUAACUGCAUUAUAUUGAAUAAAAAGAUUGCUCAUUGAAUACAGAUUUCAGAAAGGCACCACACCUACUAUUUGGAAUAGAAAAAAGUGAUAGCUGCUUUUGUAAGUGACUGACACACACUAAAAUGUAAUUAUUGGAUUUAAAUUCAAGUUGCACUGGUUAACGAUCAGUGACAUGCUAAAUAGUACAAAGCUUCAUUAUUAUUACCUGCUGCUGAUAUGAUUUUAUGUAAUUUACUGAACGUCGGACUUGAGUCAGUAACUAUACAAAAGAAUUAUUUUUGUAAAAGACGGGUUAGCGUGAAAUAAAGCACAAAUUGUUUGUGGAAGAAAUUUAUUCAUUUAUUGACAAAAUGUGCUCAAAUUGGCGACCUCCUAUUCUAAUACAAACUUGGCAUCUCUUAAGAAAACACGCUUUUAGAGUUCUUAGAUUCAAUUGGGCUAUCUCAGCAGAAGCUUGAUGCAUUUGUUCUCGCAAAUGUUCUUCGUUUUGAACUGGUUUUGAAUAAAUUUUAUCCUUAAAACAGCCCCAGUAGAAGAAAUCUAAUAGAUUCAAGGAAUGCAGUUAUAUAUAUUAUGUUUCAUCACAGAUGGUCAAAGUUGAGGAAACAAUAUCAGAAGGUUAUACAUCCCAAAACAGUCCUUAUUUGUAUCAUGGUUCCUACUUAAGUUUGUCGUGGUACUUAUUAGACACCCUGUGUGUAAUCUAAAGACAGAAAGCUGUGUUUUCUAUUAAGUUACGAUAUUGCGUGAAUUUUAGGACGACUUUUUCUUCCUAAAAGCUACUGUACGAGUAGUAAUUAUAAAAUCAGGACUAUAUAAUUUAAAGGUUAAUGUUACUUCUUGCCAUCUACCACACAUUUGCAGUAAACAAAAUCUAGGUAUGUAAGAGGUGGAAUUUCUUGGAACAAAUAACUUGAUGAUGUGGUAAAAUAAUUCCUAUGUUUGUAGUUCGGUAUAUUUUGAACUGCGUGCCGUAGGACGAAGUAAAAAUUUCAGUCAAUUUUUCCAAGAUCUGUGCCAUGCUGUUUUAUAUAUGUUUCUUUGUCUUGUAAGGAAAUAGCUAACAUUUGCGAACAUAUAACUACUUUGCAUAUGCCUUGUAUGCUUAUAUUUUAGAAACAGUUCCAUAGUUAGACGUCACCAGUUAUAAGGUAAAUGGUCAAAGAAAAAGAAAAGAAUUUUAUAGUUGCCUAUCUAUUUUAUGCUGUAACCUCUUUCUUCUAAUCUAAAAGCAACCAUUUAUUCCUACAAAAUGGGUAGGAAGAUCUGCGUUAUUCGCUAUUAGUACUAGAAAUGGUGCUCAUUUUUCGCUAUUGUUUAUAUGUUUGUAUUGCUAUCUACUUUCACCAAGACAACCUGAAAGAUCAGAUCUUCGGCUACAAAAUACUUGUAAAUAUUCUAUAUAAGUGUUUGUUAUUAUACAAUUAUUGAAAACAUUCCAGUUAUAUCGACUCUUAGUGUUCUAUUAUAAUACGUUAUAUAAAUUUGGAAAAUAACAUUCCUUAUAUUAGAUUCUACAUAAUAUAAUACUCCAUCGUAUUGGCCGAAUUGCAUAUCGGAGAAGUGUACAGAAUUUCUAAUUGGAUUUCUAGAGACUUCGUUGGAACUAUUUUCGAAAACUGUUGCACCUACCAAUCAGUCAAAGGAUGCCAUGGGUUCGCAAGAACCUGACCCAGUGCAACUUGGAUUCAACAAUGUUUUACACAAAAACCUGAUUUGUUUGUCACAGAUAAGCUUUUUUUAAAUGUUUUGAUCGUUCUAAACAAACAAGAUUCUUGAUAACUUUGCUCUGGAGUUAAACAUCUUCAAGUUGUAACAGAUUUAAAGUCUAAGAAUGGCCACUUUCAAUACUUAACAAGACCCCAAAUAGUAUUUUGAGCUUAGAUUAUUUUAAAGCAUUGUUAUCUAGUUUUUAACAAUAUGCUAUGGGCAAUCGACAAAUGCAACUAAAAAAACAGAAUGACCACAAUUCAAGCAUAUACAGGGUGUUUCAGAACUAUGGGACUAAACUUCUACGGGUUAUUCAGUGUAACUGUAAAUCGGUGUAUUCAGGUUGGAGGAAGACAUUUUGCACAGUUGUUGAUGAUAUCAUGUACAAAAGACAAAAAUUAAAUGCAUUAAUUCCUAUCUAGGCAAUUCAUCGUCUUUCUAGAUUUUAACGCGUCGUAGAGCCGUAGUGCCGUAGUGACACUUUGCCGGAUAUGGGUCCCUAUACUCAAAUGUUUUCUACUGUAACACUGAAUAACUCCUACAAGUUUGAUACCAUAGUUCUGAAACACCCUGCAUACUUGAGCCUUAAUUCAGACUCUUGAAAAUAGCUGUUCAGAAUAUUUUUUAUCCAUUGAUUGGUGUGAAGGUGUGUACAGUAAUCUUAUUCACGUUUUCUUCCGAUUUUUAAUAAGGGAAGUACUCAUUAACAUCUGUUGAUAUUUUAAAUUAGAAUCUCUUUAAAAAAUGAAAUAAUAUUGGGACCUACCUAUAUUUAAUGUAGCUCAUGGUUAAAUGAAAAAAUGGUAAACUUACUUUUUAUAUAGACUCGUAAACUGAAGAAACUUAAGUGAGAUAUUAAAUUAAGCAAUAACUGUUAGGUAAAUUAAUGAAAAUAAAUAAUUGUUACUAUAAAUUGUCUAAGUAUCGCAGAGUUAUUCUCAACAAUGCUUUUUUUGUUGUGUUGAAAUAACCAAGUUGACUCAAUCGGAUCACUACAUGCACAGUACUUUUUAACCCUCUUCCUAUUUUUGAAGGGGGUAAGUUUAGCAAAAAUGAAAUUUUGUGUAAUGGAACUAAUGCGUGAAUACUAUAUUUUAGUGUAUAUAUAAGUGGCAUUUUAUAAUUCUUAAAAAAAGGAAUGGAGGGUCGCGCAAACUUCAUUGUGAAGCUGCUUAAUCCUGGCAUAUAAACCAAAAUAACGGGUCAUUAUUGUAUUCUUGGAAGAGUCUAUGUCAAUAUGUAAUAAAAUACGUAAUAUUCCACUUAAGAAAAUUGUCAAAACCUGUCGUUCAUUUUUAAGCCAGUUGUUUCAUACAUUAUUGAAUAUUCUGAAGAAACGUCCAAAAGAAGAAUAUUGACACAACGUGGUAUAAUAUGCCUAAAAAAAACAGCCCAUAAGGAGCUUCAACGACGUCCCAUUCCGUUUAAAAAAUGUGAUCAAAUCUUCACUUCCAUCUUGAAACUUUCAAUUGUUGAACUUAGCACAUUAUGCAUUGAGUGAUCCUUGGUUGCAUUUUUUGACCAAAACAUAAAAUGAUAAGUGGCCCAGCUCUUAUUGUUUUUUGUAUUGGUGUUAAACGUUGAUGCUAAAAUAUGAUAGAUGUUACUGAGCUGAACCAGAGGUAAUGUGAUUUUACAUACUUUUAAGGAUAAUUUUACGUAAAGUUGGUAAUGUAUAAAACACUUCUAAGUUCUAUUCUGUAUCUUAAACAGAUGCAUUCAAAUAUACGGCUCGAUCGUGCUUGGAAUAUCUAGAACUGACCUGUAUGACCACUCCUUCAUUUCUAGGUUGUGAUGAAUGUAUAACGAUCUACUAAAAGGAAGCUUUUCCGAUUCUAUUAAUCUGAAUCCGUUCAAAACUCGAACCAACAUUCUUCUAUAGCAGUUCCGGUACUCUGAUAUUUAGGCAUUGCGUUUGAUACUGCUUGAGUAAAAAGAUGGAAGGUUCUAGCUCCAUCUAUGAAACGUUCAGAACAUAUGCAUUUCAUUCAUUUAUCCCAAAAUUUAUUUUUAUUUUAUUACUUGCUCCAAAAUACAUAUGUUCGGAAAUAUUUAAAUGCACCAUAACCUUAUUCAAAGUACUGUAAUGCGUCUGUUUGAGUGACCUGUGAAUCUUUCAUAACUUCGAUAAUCAUGAUUUAAUAUCAAUGUUAAUGUUGCUACUAUCUUGAAAAUCUAUAAUAAGUAUUUUGAUACUUGCUAGUGUUAGUAGAGCUAGCCUUUCUUCAAGUGAUUAUUUACUAAGUGCCAAUCACGUUUCGCAAUGUUUCGUUGAUCGAAACAUUAACUAGUCAAACUGUAACUUUUGUGAAUCUAUCGUGCAUUAGUAUAUUGUUUCAUAUUAGAACUAUUGAUGUAAAAAAAUUGACAAAAACUCUUUUGAAUCAACUGAAAAUUAGGCAGAAAAAUUCCCGUAUGAUAAAGGUUCAGAUUGAAUCGGUUAUGACACGCCGCAAUAAUAUAAAUUGGGUUUUUGAAAUGACUGAUUCAAUAGACGUUUCAUUUUCAGAUUCUUGGAAAUGUCAUUUAUGAAAUUGGGAACUAAUUGAUAUAAUCAGCCGACAGUGCUGGGGAGGAAGUUUUUUCUCAUGUUUUGUAAAUUUUUCUGUCAAGCGUGAUUAUUGAAUUUAAUUGGACUAUCACCUAGAUAAGAGCGUAGAUUUUAGAUCAAUUUAAAAAUGAGAUGUGAGGCUACACUACUGUGAUUUCGAGUACGAGGACCUAGAUGUAGAAUGACGACGUAGGAUUUCUUCCAAACAAUAUGUAUCAGAAGUUUUCUGGAGAGUGCUUAUUAGUAUCAAAUUUUUAACCUAGACCACUGAUGGGCGUUUACGCGUAUACUUUAAUUGAAUAGGCUUCGAAGUAGACAAUGCGGAGGCAAAUAAUGUAAACAAUACGUAUACAAUCGUGUAGACAAUGUAGACAAUAGCUUAAGUGGGGUUAGCUUUACUCAAAACAUUAUUGAACCGGCAACUAUAAAAAUAAAAUGAUGAAAUGCACUAAAAGUAAGGAAAUUGAUGAACUAGGAUUUAUUUUUUUCAAGCAAUGAGAAGGCAUCUAAUGGAAUGGCCGAUUUCUUGUAAAAUGUACCUAAAACUUUAAAUCAAGAAAUACGUCAUAAAUCACUUGGUUUAGCUACAGAAAGCUAUUUUUCAAGAGCGUCGUGUCACUAAAUUAGCGGCAUUGUCAUAAAAUGCACCAAUGAAAGCAUUUGCAAGCAAUUAAAUGGGCAUUUAUUGAAAAUAAUAUCUCUCAAUUGCUGUGAAAAAUUCUGCUUGAUAUUUUUUUAUUUCUUUAUCAUCGAGUAAGUAUUCAAUUUACCUGAAUACCGUAUGAAAAAAAUCCAGGGAAUAAGAAUUCUGUAAUUAUGUUUAUCUUCAAAGAAUUUAUUUAGCAGAGUUUUGUACAGCAACAGCGAGACACUGUUAUUUUCAAUAAAAUGCUCAGCAAUUGCCCCUUCUUUUUGAUUGUUGGAAUUUGAUUCAACUUGUGUAUCUAUACACAAAUGGAAAAUAGGUAUUUGUAGCUAAAUCAUGUGAUAUAUGAAGCGCUUCUUGUUUUAGUAUGAGAAUUAGGAGCCCAUUUUACACAAAUCGUAUAAUUUGUCUCCAGCUUAAGAAACAUUUUACAAGAAAUCGACCACAUUCAUUAGAUCCAUUACUUCAAAAACGCACAGGUAAGUCAACUUUUGUCGUAUCGAAACUAAUAUUGCGGUUAUCGAUGCCCUAUUUUACCAAUUUCGAAUUGCCUAAUAUAAGCACAAAUCAAAUCAGAAAUUAUAUUAAGAAGAAGUAGUAAGAAAGCAUGUGAAUGUCGUCAAGGCUGACCGAUAACGGCCUUGCCAAUCUAAAUAUUAACGAUGCUGACGACGCUGGAUGAAAUCUGUCAAAUGGGUGGAUUUUGUUUUCAGAAUGCAUUUUAUUUCGUUUUAGAAACGUUCCAAAUUUAUUUGAAACUAUAACUUUGUAAUGAUAAAUAUCUAUAUUUAUACAUGUUCUAUUAUUCAAAGAUCACCCUUACAGGCGCAUCAUACAUUCCCAUACAAUAUAAUUUCAAAUAAAAAAGACUUGUUAGUGCAUCAUACACGAUCACAUUUCACCAUCAACGCAAAACCUUUUUUAGGCAGCUAUGAACGAAAAUAUGAAAUAUAUAAACAUAUUGUUGUGAAGUCGUUAACGAGAGCGGUUGGCAUAGCGGUCUUCAACUACUUGUUGGAAAAAAAGGCUAAUGCACUGGACUAUUAUGGAGGUGGGAACCUUGUCUUGGUAUGCACAAGAUGCGUUGUUGUCAAGCGAACCCAUGAUGUAAUCCUUGGUUAUAAGAUUCUGAAUGUUUUUCUCUUUUACCACUGAACUUGAAGAGUCUUCACCAGAAAUUAUAAUUUAAUAUUCAAUUAAAUACACACGAGCUUUGAUUUCCUUCUUGCUCGUCCGGUCAGGCGGUAAUGACGGUCUUUGCCUGUUGUAUGCACAAAUACCAAUAUAGGGGAAGCAGAAUGAGUGAUGUGCGUACGUAAUUGUAGGCAACUCAAAUCUAAGAGCCUAGUGUACCCGACUGCCUAAGUGUACGCUUAUGUAUGACUGAUAUGGAGCAUAAAACUGGACUAUGACUAUUAUUUUUUUGCUUUAUUUUUUAUUUAAAUCUCUUUUUCGGUAAAAAAUCUGGAACCAUCUGAGUUAUUCUAAAAAAUCGUGGAAAAUUUGCAAGUUUUCAGUAUUUCGGUAAACACGGUCUUAUUCCGGUAGAAAUAUCGAAAAAUCGGUAGGUUCCGCAACACUGCCAAAAUCGCUCAUCUAUGAUCUAUGAAGGUGGAAGCCUUGCCUUGGAAUGUACGAGUGAGGUGUUGCUAACCAAUGAUCCUGACCUUUCAUUUCGACCUAAAGUGGAGCGCCGUUAGGUCCGAUCUGGAAUCGAACCUAAACAGAUUCGACGCAAUUCACUAUUCAAAAAUGUGUUCGCUCAAAGUAAAUCUAUUAUUUGGGUGUAGAAAAUAACCUAAAGCAUAGUUUCAACAUAUAUCAUAAGUCAAGGAACUGUUGUAACAUAUUUUGGCAACGCGACAGAUUGGGACGACCUUCUGCAUCAGCGUUGCUAGGCAAUGUGGUGAUGAGCUUGGCUGGUCAGUCCGAUUAUAUCUCUUUGUGUGCUUUUAUACACUUCUCGCGCUACUUUCUCGUACACAUUGAACUCAAGCCAUCAGACAAAUUUGGUUUCCCCCGUAUAUGCAGGCGACCUAAUUGAACUAUUUUUUGCUAUUGUAUACAUUGUUUACAUGCAUAUCCAGACGUAUACAAUUACGGUGUAUUUUACACCAUGUUUACAAUGCGCCCAUCGCUGCCUAGGACAGGCUAAAUAGAAUCAUAGAAGCGAAAUAUACAUUUGUAUAAAAGCCAAAUAGUACUUACCUACAGCAAUUUGUAAUACUGCGUUCAAUUUACAGCUUUCUAGUGCCAUCACUACACAGUACUUUUUGUAAUUUUGGCCAAAGCAGGAAUGCAACAAAAUAACUUAAUCACAUUUCAAAAAUAUUUCGUAGUCAAAUUAUGUAAUGUCCUGAAGUUUUACAGUGCGGUAUAACCUCUAUCAAUUUCAGAACGCAUAUGAUUAUGAUACCCAAUUUCUUCGGACACGAUUGGUAUUUUCAAGCAAAUUUCGAGUUUUAAGUUUUAAAAACUUAUCUCUCAAAAUAUACAUACAAAAAUUUCGUAAGUUCUAAGGACAUGCUAGAUUUUUCUAAAAUUCGUAAACCGGUUGCAUAUAAGGACACAGUAAUAUUGAAAAGUUCUUGUACCACCUAAAAUGAUUAGAAAACAUUUUUUACUAGACUUGGUCCUAUUGUCUGAUAACUGUAUACAAAGUCCAACCAAACCGUUAGUUGUUGAGUUAUCAAGUAUAGUAACAUCAGUAUUAUAUUUGUCAAAUGUAGGCGAAUAAAAAUAAAGUGAGAGAAGAAGGUAAUUUAAAAGCUGUACAAUCAAGUAUUUCAGUAAUUUAAGAAACGCACUUUUGAGAUUUAGCAGCAUCAAUGUCGCAAGUAAGCUCCUCUAAAAGGUGUUACUGAAUGAUAGUCCAUAACUACAAAGGCGCAUUCCUGAGUCAAAUUUAAUUAGGGAUGUUCUUAAAAACAUGUGCACUAAAAAGUCUUGUUUCCAAGAUACAGGGUGUCAAAGUUUAGCAUCUUUUUUUGUUUUUUAUUAGCAUCUCAAAAAUCUUUGAUAUUGUUGAAUUUAGAUAUUGUUGUUCAUUAUAAUAAGGCGCAAAGUUAGCGCUAACUAUGAUUAUGAAUUCCAGUGGCGUCUGGGGGAUACUCUCCCGAAUGAUACUGCCCCAAAAAAAUCAAUGGCUUUCAAAUAGUAUAUAUUUUUCUCGAAUUAAAUGCAACGAUACAAAUUUUUUGCAUCUCGGAAUCUCUUCGAAUCCAAUUUCGUGUUUGGUGAAAAAUAAAAUCAAUUUAGUCCGAGUACUGUGCAAUGUUUUCAUUGACAAAUCAUUUUUUUAAAUCUAAGAAACGAAUAGUAACAACAUUUUGACAAAAUAUUAACAAAAAUGCUGAAAAUGACCACCUCUCACUGGAGGUAUUUUUCGAUGUGUAAUGAACUUGUUUUAUAUUUUUGCCCUCGAAAACGAAGUAAGAAAGAAAGAGAUAUCCAGAGACAAGAGAUAAGUUGUACCGUUAGAGGCUAAAUCUGAAAAAAAACGUUUAUUUUUUAAAAAGUCAGUGACGCACAUUUUUUAGUCAAUAUUAUUCGUGUGACCAAAUUUUUUAUAGAACUUUGACACCCUGUAUUGUGAAAACCUGACUUUACAUUCCACAUGUUCAUAUGAACUUUUCUACUUAAAUUUGGUCCAGGAAUGCGCCCUUGUUAUUACGGCCUAUCAUUAAGAAUAACCAUAUACAUAUAAUUGUAAAAUACGAUUUUGAAAAGAUAUAUUUACAAUUAGGAUAGUUAAAUAUAGUAAUCCAGUCUAUUCCAUAUAACAUCUACAAAACAUUAGAGAUGAGCCGGCAUCGUUAGUCGUGGACUACUUUUACUUACCACACCUUUUUGUUGAGUCUUAACCAGCUUCUCUAUAGAUAUCUUGCUGAUUGAUUAUAGAUGAUUUAGUCCAUUACAAAUCAAGUAGUCUUUGACAUGCCAGUUGUCAAUUUGCAUUGAUAAAUAGAAAACUAUAAUGUCUCUUUUUUAGAUCCUCCUACAGUAAACUAUCCUCUUUUGUUCGAUAACAUUUUUCUUAACGUCAUAUAAAUCCUAUUUUUAUAAACAAUAAAAUAAUGCGUUUCAUUCUAAUGUGCAAUAAAAUAUUUAUUGAUAUUGUAGUAUUACAUACAUAAAUAUUGCAUCCCCCAUUAUAGAAAAAUAUUUGUUAGCGAAUGUUCGUUUUUCUACCUCACACAUUUCAUCAUUGAUUCAAAUCUACAGGUUGCGUCAGAAUAAGAUUGCAAUUUCUUGAAUAGAUAUACAAUAUUAAUAAAUAAUAGCAUAGUGUCUAUGAAAUAUGUUCUAUGGUGGCUCCCCUAUGGAAAUAAGGACACACUGGUAAUCGGUUUUUCUUGAUUAACUCCUAAAUGACACUGUAGAAUUCCACGAAAUUUUGGCAAAUGGUACCGAAUUCGAGCCUCUUAUAAUGGUGUCUAUAGUAGAGAAUCAAUCCAUUUAGAUCAUUUGGCUCGGACUAUCCCUAACGGCCCACGUACACGUAAUCCGUUAUCGGCCGAACAACAAGAAUGCUCGACCGUUAGCCGCCGAUAAAAUCAAACUUAUGUAAAAUAAAGAGAGAGCGAAUACACCACUACAACCGUCGUCGGCCGAUGACGGUCGGCAAAGGCUGAUAACCAGCAACGUCCGAACUUGUCAGGAUUUCUCGGCAGCAAUUACAGAUGAAUGAGCGGCUUAAGUAUGAAUAUAGAAAAAUAAUUGGUUGUGUUUAUAAUAGGCCGCCGCUGUGGGACAAAAGCUCAAAAAGUUACAAUAAUCGAGAUAUUGUAAAACGGCUAUUAGCUGAAGUUGCAUUGGAAAUGGAUAUAACGGUUGCAGGAGUAAAAAAAAUUGAGCAACUUAACAGACCAAUUUCGCAAAGAAUAUAACAGAAGUAAUGAGCCAGGUGGGCAUAUUGCAUUUCGUUAUUUUUGGCGAAACAAAACGGCCCGAAUCCUUUGACCGGUAAUGUGCCUGAACCCAGCCCAGAGAUUCCAGAUGAUUCGAAAUCAUCGCAGUGUUCUGAUUUCGAGUUGUCAUCUAAAUCACAGCCAGAACUAGUACCGCAGCCUGGACCCUCUCCUUCAUUGCAACCAGGAAAAACAUAUCUUCACUCUGUUAAUCUGCAUUCAACAAUGACGGCCGCCCUUGCAACGUCCUAUGACGGCAGUAGUGUAUACAGACCAACAUCCAAGACAGUCGUCCAAACUGCUACGGUCCGAUAUCGGCUGAUAAAUCGUUUUGGUGUACGCGUACCCUAACCAUUGAUUAAUGUUAUCUACCUGAAGCUAGCCAAACACUCCGGCAAUCUAAAAUGGAUCUCAAAUAUCCUAACGCAAUCUGUCAGACCGUAGCAGAACACAAAAAUGAAUAAGAAGAAAGAAGCGGGUAAGAAUUUUCAUUACAAAAUAAUUUAAGAAAUAUUUUUUUAAGCUUUUGUCCUUUAAAAUCCAAUAUCUGCGUAGGGAAAUUCGCUAUAACAUUCUGUUAUGGUAACUCGUGGCGGAAAUUUUUGGCGUUUUAUAUAUGCAUUCGAGAAAUUACAAUCCUAUUCUUGGAUACCCUGUACCGUUAUAUGUUUGCCAAAAAGGUAUGUGCGCGUUUCCAAAUUUCAUAUCAAGCCACCUUCCCGAGCAGUUUUAAAAAAUAUUUUUGUAAAUGCAGUCUGUACAAACGUCUACACAAAAACACUUUAUCAAGGUACUUUUGGCUCUCUAACUUUAAGAUAUGAUGAAAUGUGUACUGCAUGUGACAUUCUAGUCUUCAAUAGUUAUAUAUAUAUAUAAAUUCUCUCUAG
Messenger RNA from Acanthoscelides obtectus, 13342 nucleotides. The record is from the annotation of a GenBank genome assembly. NCBI's taxonomy places the organism in Eukaryota, Metazoa, Arthropoda, Insecta, Coleoptera, Chrysomelidae.